Molecule: messenger RNA, 2369 nt
Organism: Rhododendron vialii
Lineage: Eukaryota; Viridiplantae; Streptophyta; Magnoliopsida; Ericales; Ericaceae
Exons: 12
Coding region: 1060-2178 (372 amino acids)
Source: RefSeq, a predicted model, not a curated record
ACCCAUUGUUUUUUCUUUGUAUCACCGGUGAGAGAGAGAGAGAGAGAGAGAGAGAGAGAGAGAAGAAGAAGAAGACGAAGAAGCAGCAGCCCUCCAUUGUCUGCCACCGCUCGCCGCCUUUCACCUCCAAUCUCGCCUUCUCUCCUUCGCCGGUCCUAGUUGUGGUGGCGUUUUGUGGUGGCUCUAGUGGUUGUGGGGUGAUAUCCGAUUGCUUGUGAUCUGUGGUUUUGGCGAAGAAUUGUGACAGGAAAUGAGUUCCUCAUGGUGGAAAAGGGGGGUGGAAAAGGGGGAUUAGGAGGGGUAGAUUCGUCCGAAAAAGAGGGAAUUUGGGGGGAUUCGACAGCAACUGGUGGAGGGUAGCCCAUGGCUAACACCCCCUCAGCCGGUGUUAGCUGGUGUAGUGGAAUCCUCUGAUUAGAGAAUACCCCCUCCCUUUUGGGAUCCCAAACGGGGUAUAAGGUGGGUCCUAGGUGUUAUAAGGGUGGAUAACAUAACACCCCUUUACAAUACCCCAUCCAAACAGGCCCUAAGCAGAGUCGUUCUGUUUAGAAACAAAGAGAGCUGUUGUUGAGCAUUAUCUCCUCGUUAAUGUAGCUUCUCAGCAAAAGCCUCACAUGAUCCUCACGGGUAAAUCGUCACAGAGGAUCCCGAUUAUUUCUGCUCUGACAACUUACAUCUUCUCGGAGCUUCGCCGUUCGAUCUACCCGGGUUUUUUCCCUUUCUUUUUCGCUUUUAGGACUGCUUCCGUUUGGCUGUGCUUGUCGCCGUUGUUAAGAGGAACUAAGUAGUUUUUUGAAAGUGAGCAUAGUGACAUCUGUAAUUGUUGACAAAACCCACCAAAUGAAGAAACUUUGGACAUCCCCAAGGACAGCUCUCUGCAACAGCUUCACACAAACUGCAACUACAAGUGGAUAUCAAGCCUUUUGGCAUAGGUCCAAUGAAUACCAGCUUUGAAACAUCGGACUUCACGAAUGCUGCUGAUUACCGCAAUCCAUCUCCAAAUUCAAAAGAGUUCAAAUGAAUCAAAUCUAACAUAGCUGUACUUCUGAUCGGGAAACGAUGUUGAUGGAGGAGUUUAAAGACUCUCUGUGUUUCGCUUGCACACCUGAUUUCUGGAGGAUGGCUGUGCUGUGGACUCUCGCUCUUCUCCUCUCCUAUUUCCAAUUGCUCACCAAAACUCUUUUCUCUCGCAAACCCAUUUCGUACCCUCAUUGUUCUCCUUCGCUGCUGCCAUCAACAACCAAACCAAGGCAUCCUAUCUGCAUUAUCACCGGCGCGACAUCUGGGUUGGGUGCUGCAGCUGCUUAUUCUCUUUCAUUGGAAGGCUACUUCGUUGUCCUUGUUGGACGGUCAUCUAAUCUGUUAUCAAAGGUUAUGACAGACAUUAAAAGACGAAAUGACAAUGCCCACCUCAAAAGUUUUCAGGUUGAUUUAUCAUCCUUCGCGUCAAUCUUGAAGUUUAAAAGCUCCUUGGAGCUGUGGCUUUUGGAUUCUGAUCUGCAUUCAUCAGUCCAACUCCUAAUAAACAAUGCUGGGAUACUAGCAACAUCGCUUAGAUUCACCGCUGAAGGCUUUGAUCAGAUAAUGGGUACCAAUUACCUUGGUGCAUUUUCUCUCACCAAAGUUCUAUUACCACUUCUGGAAAACAGCCCGGUUCCUUCCCGGAUUGUUAAUGUUACAUCCUUUACGCACCGGACUGUAUUUGGCAUACAGGUGGACAAGGAAACUGUUUCUGGAAAAGCUUUCUCAAAAUUCAAAAGAUACCCCUGUGCUCGUAUUUAUGAGUACUCGAAGUUAUGCCUACUGUUAUUCUCUUAUGAGCUUCAUCGACAAUUUGGUGUAUUGGGAGGAUCUUGUCCAGUCUCUGUCGUUGCUGUUGAUCCUGGGGUAGUGAAAACUAACAUCAUGCGAGAUGUUCCCACAUGUCUUCGUUAUGUGGCAUUUCUAGUCUUGAAUCUUCUUGGCCUUCUGAAGUUGCCUGAAAGUGGAGUCCGCUCUAUUGUUGAUGCUGCUCUCGCCCCACCGGAGAUAUCUGGAGUUUACUUUUUCGGAGGAAAUGGCAGAACUGUAAGUUCAUCUGCACGGUCUUAUGAUACAAAGCUUGCAAAGGAACUUUGGGCUACAUCUUGUGAUCUGUUCCGGGAAUUGCAGCUGGCGUUCAAGGACAGUUCCCUUUGAAUAAGGUUAUUAAUUAUCGAGUCCCCUACCGAAAACGGAAGGAAAAUUAAUUACACAAGGUGUAGGCUGGGUACUUGUCUUCCUAUACUUGCAAAUAAAAUUCAGAAACUUCUUUGUAGGGAGUUCAAUCUGUUACUUGUGAUGACCUACUUUUCUUCAGGUUUUGGUAGAGGAAAUCAAUAGCUUUUAUA